Puma concolor (puma) is the source of this 2646-nucleotide messenger RNA. Lineage: Eukaryota; Metazoa; Chordata; Mammalia; Carnivora; Felidae. The record is from RefSeq and is a predicted model, not a curated record.
AUGCAAACAGCAGAGGGGAGAGCACAGCGAAGCCAUCACGGCUGGCGGGGCCACGGGGUCCAGUCAGAACUGGAGCGCACAGGGUCCCACGUCCUGUACCGAGAUAGCCGGAACCCUGCUGCCCUCGGGGUGUUCACAGCCUUCUCCUCCUCAGACAGCCUGCUGUCCCCAGCAUGGGGCUUUUGGAGGAUGUGGGAGAGGAGCAUAUGGCCCCCCCAGACCCCAAGAGCCCCAGAGCCGGGCCCUUUGACCAUCUACCCCGACCUGCCCCUCGUGUCGGAGCCCCAGGCUGCUCACAGCCCCCUGGAGAAGUCGCCCAGCACGGCCAUCCUGUGCAACACGUGUGGAAAUGUGUGCAAGGGGGAGGUGCUGAGGGUCCAGAACAAGUAUUUCCACAUCAAGUGCUUUGUCUGUAAAGGCUGUGACCUGGCGAGGCCGGCCUAGGGCGGCCGUCGCCAGGGCUAGCACAUUAUCUGCACGCUGGACUACCAGAGGCUCUGGACCCGCUGCUUCAGCCAUGACCGGUUCAUCGAGGGCAGGGUGGUGUCAGCUGGGCAAACCUACCACGACUGCUUCGUGUGCCCGGUGUGCCGGUUGCCCUUCCCGCCUGGGGACCGAGUGACCUUCAACGGGAAGGAAUGCGUGUGUCAGAAGUGCUCCCUGCCCAAGACAGCGGGCGGCAGCGUGCACCUGUCCCAGGGCCUCUGGAGUUGCGGGGGCUGCGGCACGGAAAUUAAAAACGGCCAGUCCCUGGUGGCUUUGGACAAACACUGGCACUUGGGCUGUUUUAAGUGCGAGACGUGUGGGAAACAGCUGGACGCGGAGUACAUCAGCAAGGACGGGCUGCCCUACUGCGAGACCGACUACCACACCAAGUUCGGCAUCCGCUGUGACGGCUGUGAGAAGUACAUCACGGGGCACGUGCUGGAGCUGACUGUCUGGGGCGCGGGCGCUGGAGAGGGGCAGCGGGGGCCGGCCGAUCGGACCGGGCUCUGUCGCGAGGACCCCGUGCAGGUAGGGAGCCUGGCCGGGCGCUUCGGAGGGCCGGUGGUGAGGCCGGAGGAGCCACACUGGGUUGCAGGAGGGUGGGCUCGCGAGGAGCUGGGCCACAUCGGCCAAGCGCCGGGCGCUGCCCCAGUCACGUCCCUGCCGCAGGUGCACGGGGGCCCCGGCUGCCCCACGUCCUCGCCGGCGCUGACUUCCCACUCUGGCUCGGUUCGCUUUGACUACAGCCGCCCUCACGGGAAUUGUCGGGGAGACCCGGAUGAAAGUAAUAACGAGAUGCUAUUUCCCCCCAUUCGAUUGACGAUCGAAGGGCACACCCACGUGGUGAGGAACCUGGCUGGUUCCUCCAUCUGGCACCCGGCGUGCCGACAAGCAGCCAGAACUGAAGACAAAAACAAGGAAACCAGGAGCUCCUCAGAGAGCAUCAUUUCUGUACCUGCUUCCAGCACCUCGGGGUCUCCGAGCCGCGUGAUCUAUAGCUCGUGGUAUCGGCAGCUGCUGUUGGCGACGUUUGUUCGGAGCAAGUGCGGCAGGAAGGCCCCCAGGAGGCUCUUGCUGGGUCCAGAUAUGAGCGGUGAGGGCCUGGACCAGAGCCGCCUGGGCUGGAAAGGGACAGCUAGUCGCACAGCGGACAGGAGCGUGGGGCCUGUGCCGGCCCUGGGUGAGGAGAGCCACGUGGACCCUCAGCCAAGGGCAGACACCCCGGGGGGCGCCUCAGACCUGCAGCACGCCUGCUCCGGGCGGGUCGGGGGGAGCAGCACCCCGUCCUCAGCCCCGUUGAGAGGGGACCGGGGAGAGGCAGCCCCAUUGUCCUCGGACAAGAGCAGCGAGGCCCUUCCCUCCAUCCCGUGCAGUGAAAGUGGCCGGAGCACCCCCAGCCUCUCGGUGCUCUCAGACAGCAAGCCUCCCCCCUGCACCUACCAGCAGGCGCCUCGCCACUUCCACGUCCCAGACACUGGCGUAAAAGAUAACAUCUAUAGGAAACCCCCCAUCUACAAACAGCAUGGUCCUGUAGCCCAAUCCCCAAUUUCCAAGCUCUCGGGCCUGAUGUCAGUCUUGUCCUUGGUGGUGCACAAGGCAGGGUGCUCCAAAAGGCUAGAAGGUCCAAGCCCUCUGCGGGCUGCAGCCGCGAGGCGACCAGACGGAGAAGACGGCAGUUUCGAGCAGGAUAACAGGAAGCAGAAGACCAGCUGGCUGAUUCUCAAGGGGGACGCAGACACUAGGACUAAUUCUCCAGACCUAGACAGCCAGUCUUUGUCCCUCAGUAGCGGGACCGAUAGAGACCCUCUCCAAACAAUGCAAGGGGACAACUUUUACUCACGAUCCCCCUAUUCCAAAUCUGACCCUCUCCCAGGACACGGAAAGAAUGGCCUGGACCACCGGAACGCCAAUCUGGCCCCUUGUGGAGCAGACCCGGAUGCCAGCUGGGGCACGCGAGAAUACAAGGUCUACCCUUAUGACGCCCUCAUUGUCACAAACCGAAUUCGCGUGAAACUGCCCAGAGAUGUGGACCGCACGAGACUGGAGAGGCACCUGUCGCCCGAGGAGUUCCAGGAAGUGUUUGGAAUGAGUGUGCAAGAGUUCGACCGCCUGGCCCUCUGGAAGAGGAAUGACCUCAAGAAGAAAGCCCUGUUGUUUUGA